Messenger RNA from Mytilus trossulus (common blue mussel), 1922 nucleotides. RefSeq lists its product as uncharacterized. Gene Ontology annotation, biological process: immune response. The record is from RefSeq and is a predicted model, not a curated record. The transcript has 5 exons. The coding region runs from base 107 to 1327 and encodes 406 amino acids. Gene Ontology annotation, molecular function: tumor necrosis factor receptor binding. Gene Ontology annotation, cellular component: membrane. Lineage: Eukaryota; Metazoa; Mollusca; Bivalvia; Mytilida; Mytilidae.
CUAAACAAGGAAGUACACAAUAUGUAGUAACCUAAUCAUGCAAAAGACACUAUCGUAUACUUUAAUAGUAUUAAGUGUUUUAUACUCUUGAUUACUUGCUACCAACAUGAACGGGAGACCACAGAAUAAUUCACCGGACUUUGUUUCAGAUUUUAUGAAUGAAAUCGGAAACAGACCAACAUCAUAUUCCAAUGCGAUUCAAAAUGCAUCACUUGACGUUUGUAACAAAAUGGUCAACGGGAACCAAGUCUUCAGUCGGCCUAAGCCGGACGAUGCAUGCAGUGCUUAUGCAGUAUCAAUAACACACCAGCCUAACUCUAUUGAGGAUAACACAGAGUGUAAUAAAUAUCAUGAAAUUGAACAAUGUGCUAAAAGUGCAAACAUUGACAUGCAUAGAAAUGGUAGUACAACAAGCAGUAGCAGUUUACUGUUGAGAUCAACACGGGAGACAUGUCAAAACAAACGUUGCAUUAUUGCGAUAAUAUGCGUGAAUGCUACAAUUAUUGUUAUUGCAUUUUCUCUGAUAAUUGUUCAAUUUGUAAUGUUAACCAAAUUACAGGAUGAGUUGGAGGCUGAAAAAACAGAAAGAAAAGACAAAUCAAACACGUUAUGUUUACCGUGCAAUGAUUUAAUUCUUGGUCCAUUAGAACAUGAUAAUGAAAAUAUUAAACUGCUAGACAGUAAAGAGGAGGAUGGAAUUCAAGUCUGCUGUGCUAAAGGAUCUAAUCAAACGUCGAUUCUAAUGGAUUUGUUAUUUAAAAGAAGAGAAAAAUUACACCACACACAAGAUAUCAUCGACUCAGAAACCAAUAGUAAGAACAACUGUACCGGUGACACGGGUAGUAACCAUGGACAAGAUAAUGGUAGAAUAGCUGCUCAUCUUUUGGCAGGAGUACAACCGAUGACAAAUGGAGCACCUCCAUAUAUAAUACAAAACUGGGAUGAAUCUGGAUCAACUGCAUAUUCAAGUGGGGUUCAUGUGGAGAACAGUCGUAUAGUUGUAAACACUUCCGGUUUAUAUUUUGUAUAUAGCCAGAUAUUCUUCAGUAACCUCUACAAAGGGCAAACAACAUCAAACACUUCACAAGCCUUGUACCACUACGUCUAUCGAUGGAACGUCUUUUAUCCGAACGAUGGAAACGAGUUGUUGCUGAAGAGUGUCCGGACACAGUGCUGGGCAGAAAACAGAGUGUAUGGAGAUUAUACUAGUUAUACCAGUGGUGUGUUUAAACUGAGUGCUGGUGAUAACCUUUAUGUAAAGGCAUCAAAACUUGAUUUAAUUUCAAGAGAUCCCAAAGCAUCAUUUUUUGGCAUUGCGAAGCUGUAAUUCCGUUCUUGAAAAUAUGCUCUUAUUAGAUAAAUCAUAUUAAAACUAUAUUUCACUAGAGGUAUAAAACGACACGUAGUUUAUAUUAUCGGAUUUUCAAGUUCACAAAAUACUUCAACUUACAGUCUUAGAUGAUAAAAAGUAAGGACAAAUUAAAUUCCAGUCCGGGAAAGGUCAACAUUUUAACAUAACAUUGGUGUUAAUGUAGUUCCUGCAUGUCAUUUUCUAGCAAGGAACUUAUCUGUAAGCUCUAUAGGUCUGUGACUGUUGCGUUAUUGUAAUCAUCAAUAAAAAGGCAUUGUUCGAUCAUACAUCACUGAUGAGUACAGUUACCGACAGGAAUUGAAUAUCGAAAAAAAACGUGCUAUUAUUUUUUUCUAUUGUGCCAAAAUAGUUGUAACUGUUGAUUUUUAAUAAUUUGUUAUAAUCUUUUUGUUAUUUGUUUUUUACAAUAUAUAUUUUGAUAAUUAUAAUAUAUUAUGUAAGAUUUGUCACUUUGUGUCAUACAGUCUACAUGUUUAUGAUGAAACUAAUAAUUGACAAAAUAUUUGGCAUUACUAUUAGAUUUCAUAGAAGUGAAUAAAAAUGAAAGAAU